This is a messenger RNA of Suillus subalutaceus, 1287 nucleotides long. RefSeq lists its product as uncharacterized. The transcript is spliced from 9 exons. NCBI's taxonomy places the organism in Eukaryota, Fungi, Basidiomycota, Agaricomycetes, Boletales, Suillaceae. The coding region runs from base 1 to 1287 and encodes 428 amino acids. The record is from RefSeq and is a predicted model, not a curated record.
AUGCCCGCAAAAGCCCCCUCCAAAAAGGGAGGCAAAACGGCACUUUUGAAGGCCCAGGAGAGCCUACGUGCAGAGAUGGUGUCGACCGCGGGACGCACCGCAAGUGGUCGGCAACGUCGGCCAACUGAAAAAGAAACAUAUCGAACGAGCCUGCUGGGCUUCUCAGCGAUGCUGACAGGGACGAAGACAACAUGUGUACCUACAAGACAGGCACUCACAUACAGUGUGAGCAAGACCCCUCCAACUGUCUUGGCCCGAAAACCCACGAGUAAGAUCCAUAUGAAGCCACAGAAAGCGUCCACAAACGACAGUGACAGUGAGGGCAGCAGCGACAGCAAUGAUUCUAACAACUACGUCGAUAGCAUGGACCAGGACGACAUUGAGAACGAGUCUGAUUGUCGCGCGGACAACACUCCCGAUGAUCAUGACGAACACAAACUGGAGGACUCGGAGGUCCUCGAUACUGACAUGAAUUUCAAUAAAGGUCCACACCAACGGUUAAAGGCCAGCGAUUUCGACCAAGUCACCAAGGAUUUGCUCACCUCUGCCACGUCUAUCUACCGCUGUCUAGUCGUGACUCGUGCACCUUUUCCAGAGACACUGAUCAUUGAGACCAAGCUAGCAAAGGAUGCCUGGCGCGAGGCGUGUAACAUGGCAGAGCUUACCAUCCAACUUACUCCUUCUCUCGUCAAAAUGAUGACGAGGCGCACAUCACAAGUGCGCGGGGAGCUUAAAACAAAGAUGCGCACACUGACGGCCUUGUUCUUUGGCUUCCGUGCAAGCAGAUCUAUACCCGCCAUCAAGCAAAACCGUGACCUGGCUGAGUCUCUCAAGGAAGGAUCACGUUUUGUUUUUAAGAUUAAUCCAGGAGGCGAUGAAUCAUAUGUGGUUCGCAAACCGAUGCUGACUGAGGGUAUAGUACAUGCUAAAUACUUCGAUCCUUUACCCAUUCAAACCAUUGCGCUUAUACUCACAGCAAUUGAAUGCUGCAUCGACGAGUGGAUGACUGGACUAAAGGAGGACAUCAAAUUUUCGUCGCUUGCUUACUCCCCGGUCUACCAUCUCCAUCUCGACUCCCUGCAGCGGUUCGACGAGCGGACUGCUGCUUACAAACUGCUCGGUAAAAUUGGUGUCAAUCUUCUCGACGUCGCUCGGAUGCACGCUGGUGUGGAUCCAUUCAUGGCAGCAGUGACUAUCAAGAGCUUCACAGAUGACGUUUUUGAUGAAGCUAUUCGAGAGCACAAAGACGAGGCUCGAGAAGCACAAGAAGAAGGGGGUGGUGAUUGA